This is a messenger RNA of Eruca vesicaria subsp. sativa (arugula), 461 nucleotides long. The record is from the annotation of a GenBank genome assembly. NCBI's taxonomy places the organism in Eukaryota, Viridiplantae, Streptophyta, Magnoliopsida, Brassicales, Brassicaceae.
AUGGGAAAUGAGACAAAGAGCAACGGAGGUUCGAACAUGGGAGGAGGAGGAGGAGGAGGAGGAUUCAGGGCAAAGAUGGAGCACUAUGUCUACAGUGGUGAAAAGAAGCAUGUUUUGGCUGGGAUUGGGAUAAUCACCAUCAUCUUUGGGAUCCCUUGGUAUCUCAUGAAUCAAGGAUCAAAGCAUCGGUCGCACCAAGAUUACAUGGAAAAGGCUGAUAAAGCUCGUAAAGCCCGUCUUUCUUCCUCUGACAAGUAGUUCUCUCCAACCUCAUCUUCUUCCCCACUUGGAGACCUUUUUGCAAACUCAAGUUAGAUAUGUGUCCUGGAUGAACGAGGGGUUUUCAUGUCAAUACAAACAUAGCUCAGUCAUGUCUGAGACAGUGUUGUUUUAGUGUUCAGAUACGUUUCAUUUCAUUGUACUGAAGUUUCUGUAUCAAAUAAGUAAAAGUUUUCCCAAAG